UUAAAAUUUGGCGAUAAACAUUUUAGGUGUACAAAUAAAAAAUGUUCCGUAAGUGCUGUAGUUAGGUUAGUUAAUGAAUCAUAUAAAAUUUUAAAUAUGACAAACACGCAUACCCAUGACGAGUACGACGACCGAACAAUUCAUCGAGAAGUAGUAAGAAGCAAAUUGAAACGUAGAGCUGAAGAGGAUUUACAUAUUACACCAAAUAAACUAAUACGCCGGGAAUUGAAAAACAAUGAUAACUCCGAACAUCUUCAAUAUAGCGAUAUUAAAUUAAUUCGAAGAUCCAUGUAUGAAAAACCAAAAAAAUCCUUUCCAAACAUACCGAGAUCUUUAGAAGAUGCUAAAAAACAAUUAGUUGAUGAUCAGCAUAAUCUUACUUACAAAGGUAAUAAAUUUUCUUUCGUUAGUAAUGAUGAAAAUUUAUUUAUAUUUACAUGUAAACAAAAUUUAGAAUUGCUACAAAGUGCAGAACACGUUUUAGGGGAUGGGACAUUUUCAUUCGCUCCGAAAUAUUUUGUUCAACUUUAUACUGUUCAUGUAUUUAAAAACAAUUUUUAUGUUCCUGUGGCGUUUUGUUUUUUAAGUAACAAACAUACUGAUACCUACAUCAAUAUGUGGAAAACAUUACAAAAUAUAUGUAUUCAAAUUACUGGUAAUAUAAUAAAUUUAAUCAAUUUUCAUGUCAACUUUGAAAAAUCUAUGCAUAAUACAGUAUUGCAAAUUUUCCCUUACUGCAAAAUUACGUGUUGUAACUUUCAUUUAGGGCAAAAUUGGUUUAGACAUAUUCAACAACAUAAAUUAUUAUCGAGUGAGUACUUAAACAACGACUCAGAAGUUGGCAAAUGGAUGAAAUGUUUUUUUGGAAUAAGUUAUUUACCUCCUGACGAAGUUUCUGAUGGAUUUUGUGAUCUUAUGUCAAUAGCACCAAGUACUACGUCUAGUAAUAUUUCUAUAUUUUUCGAUUAUAUUUUAGAAAAUUACAUUGUAUCGGACAGCAAUUUUCCUCCAACAUUAUGGGCUUGUAAACCUACUAAUAAUCCUAAGACUACUAAUGGUGCAGAGAGUUAUCACAAACAAUAUAACAGUCAGUUUUACAUUGCUCAUCCGCACAUAUAUCAAGUAAUCGACGUCAUUAUUGAAAUUCAAAGUGACACUGAUUUAAAAAUUAAUUCGAUAAAUAAAAUGUUGCCCAACUAUGGGCUUGAGCUUGUGUGCUUUUGCACGGACACUAACGAGCUGAUUGGUUGUAUGAUGGUCAGUACAGUGGUCUGCGGCUACGUAUUCAAUAAUUUCGACUCCACAAAUAUAUUCGGAGUUAAGCCGGUGUACGUCAUGCAUGCGGGAGAAGAGGUGGAUUGA
Messenger RNA from Sipha flava (yellow sugarcane aphid), 1362 nucleotides. RefSeq lists its product as uncharacterized. Lineage: Eukaryota; Metazoa; Arthropoda; Insecta; Hemiptera; Aphididae. Bases 97 to 1362 code for a protein of 421 amino acids. The transcript is spliced from 2 exons. The record is from RefSeq and is a predicted model, not a curated record.